AUGCCCAAUGAUCCAGAAUAUAUUCGAAGAUUUCAACAAUUGAUGCAACGUUAUAUGACUUCACCACAAUUUGUAGCUUCCCGUCAACAAAUGGCUCAAUCAUAUUAUCCAACUUCUCUUUUCGGAUCUCCAAAUUCAUUCUAUACAAAUAUGCAACCUCCACUCAGCACAAGUCAAACAUCACCGACAUCACCGACAUCACCAACAUCACAAACACCACAAUCCGAACCUCCUGAAACAAGGUUUAGGGUACAACUUCAAACAUUAGAAGAAAUGGGAUUUGUAGAUCAGGCCGCAAACAUUAGAGCUUUACUUGCUUCAGGUGGAGACGUUAAUUCGGCGAUAGAAAUUUUAUUAAGUGGGGGGAUUUAA
Molecule: messenger RNA, 372 nt
Organism: Diversispora eburnea
Lineage: Eukaryota; Fungi; Glomeromycota; Glomeromycetes; Diversisporales; Diversisporaceae
Source: the annotation of a GenBank genome assembly